GAGGAUAGAGGCGCAUGCGCGGGACUCCCGGGGUGACCAGGUUUACUUGCUGAGCCAACUUGUGGGGCGUUGGGGUCCUUUGGGAGGCCGGUCGGGCGAUAGAGGCUCAGGGAGAGAGUUUUGUGGUUCUUCUACGCCGAGGAGCAUUCCUUUGUGGACUUUCGAUUUCUAACUAGUUUAAUGUGUCUGCUGCUAACUUAAAAAGAAAAUGAAUGCAGAUACCUCUGUUUUUUCGCAAGCCGUGGAAGCUUCAAUGCUUCAGACAACUAAGAUUGUAGAAGAAGAGCUUGAUGCUGAAAUACAAAAAUUGGACCAGAUGGAUGAAGAUGAACUGGAACUUCUCAAACGAAGAAGGCUUGAAGCACUCAAGAAAGCUCAGCAACAAAAACAGGAAUGGCUUUCAAAAGGACAUGGAGAAUACCUAGAAAUCCCCAGUGAGCGAGAUUUUUUUCAAGAGGUGAAAGGGAGCAAAAAUGUGGUCUGUCAUUUUUAUAGAGAUUCAACCCUCAGAUGCGUAAUAUUAGAUAAGCAUUUAACAAUACUUGCAAAAAAGCAUAUUGAGACUAGGUUUAUCAAGUUAAAUGCUGAAAAAUCACCAUUUCUUUGUGAGAGACUUCGCAUCAAGAUAAUUCCCACAUUAGCACUAUUAAAAGAUGGAAAAACUCAAGAUUAUGUGGUUGGGUUUACUGAUCUUGGCAACACAGAUGACUUCACCACAGAGACUUUAGAAUGGAGAUUAGGUUGCGCAGAUAUCAUCAAUUACAGUGGCAACUUAAUGGAGCCGCCUUUCCAAAGCCAAAAGAAGUCUGGAACCUUUUUCACAAAAUUGGAUAAGAAAACAAUCAGAGGAAAGAAAUAUGAUUCAGAUUCUGAUGAUGAUUAGAAUUCAUGAUACAAAUAUUUGUAAACCAUUUUUCUUUUAUGUUUGAUACAUUUUUAGGAAUGUUUUAUUUAGCUGUUUGCUUUCGGAACAUUUGCACAUGACACUCAUUUUCUAACAUUUUUAUAGAGCUCAUGAAAGGAAAUCUUAAAUAUUUCUUCCUCUUAAGAAAUAAUUUCUUAGUAAAGAAAUUUGAACACUUUUCAGUUGUGUAAUAUGAUAGAUGACUUUCAACAUUUUCUUAAUUUAACAAUAGCUCUCUUAAACAGCAUCUUAAAAUUUAUACCAUUCACCAUUAAGGUAUUAAUGAAAGACUUCUGUCAAGAAUUGUUAUUUAAACUAUUCUUGAAGUAGUGCAUUAAUAAAAGUCAUUCUUAUAAUACCAUGGCUGUGAUUUUGCGUACUCUAACGUCAUUAGAACAUAUUAUAAAAUUUCAGUAGUUUCUUUAACUUAACUCUGCCAGCUGUGUACACUGCAUGUUAGAGCUCAAUUAGCAAUAAAUACUACAUGACAACUAUACUGAACUAAAAUUCUGAGGCUUGAAGGACAGCUUAUAUUUUUAAGAACAAGCCACAGGAAAAAUUGAGAUGUUUAAACUGAUAUGAAUACAGUUUAAUACAAUGUCUUGCAGUGUUGUUUUCACUAAUAUACACAUUUCCUGGCACAGCUUUUUGAAAUAUUAACAAUCCUGUAGAACUUUGACAGCCUGGUAGGUAAAAGAAUAUUUUCCUAUACAGUAUAUCACAUUUAAAUGUUCCACACCUGCAAAUUAUCAGUCUUGGGAGAAAAAUUAAGUCUCACAGGAACUUAAAAGCAAAUUAAAGCAAAUACAGGAAUUUUCCAUUCUAUUGGCAGCCAAUUAAAUAAUGGUUGCUGGGCAUGAGAUUACUGCAACUAUCUUCCCCA
This is a messenger RNA of Thamnophis elegans (Western terrestrial garter snake), 1787 nucleotides long. RefSeq names its product thioredoxin domain containing 9 (gene TXNDC9). The transcript has 5 exons. The coding region runs from base 209 to 883 and encodes 224 amino acids. NCBI's taxonomy places the organism in Eukaryota, Metazoa, Chordata, Lepidosauria, Squamata, Natricidae. Gene Ontology annotation, biological process: microtubule cytoskeleton organization. The record is from RefSeq and is a predicted model, not a curated record. Gene Ontology annotation, cellular component: cytoplasm.